Messenger RNA from Closterium sp. NIES-67, 699 nucleotides. NCBI's taxonomy places the organism in Eukaryota, Viridiplantae, Streptophyta, Zygnematophyceae, Desmidiales, Closteriaceae. The record is from the annotation of a GenBank genome assembly.
UAUCAGACGCGAGAAGGCUUUACUACCAGGUCUCCGUCUGUUCCCGCUGGCAGCAGCUCGUCGGAGUAACGCGGAGGGCCAACGGACCUGGCUGUCGCGGCGCCUGAGUUGGCGGUUGUGCCAACAUGUGUCGAAAUCGUCGCAUGCGACGAUUCUGGCAGCGUCCGACGACAAUCCUGUGGAGGUCUCAGGGAAUUUCCAAUCCCUCCGUCGUGCGUGGCGUCCUGGUUCCGUUCGCCCGAAUUGCACGACAUGCCACGCUGCUUCAGCUGGUUUUAUUCCUCUCUAUUCUUUCGCCUGCUUGCAGCAUCGGAGAUUGUGGGGGUUGGGUUGGCGCCUUGUGAACAAGUCGUGAACUCGUGAACAAGUCGGGUUGGAGAUGGUGGGGUUCGGGAGAUUUUCAACACGCGGGCAAUAGCGCAGGUGAGUUGAAUUCAAGAAGGCGAACUGAACCGAGGCGCGUUCGGCAAUUUCGCGCUUGAUUGGCAGCACGAAAACAACACGCCCUCGCAUCGGGAUUACCAUCACCGCAUGAUUCUGAAGUGGCCAGCGAACUCCACGAUUUUAGUCGGCCAGUCGUAACGGCCAUGAAGGUUACAAUGAGGGGCAUGGAAACCCGUAAUUCUGUUAGGGUAGAAUGUAAUAGGACGUUUCAAAAUAUUUUAUAGCAACCUCGACAUAGUCAGAUGUGACUAUAAA